This is a messenger RNA of Oncorhynchus keta (chum salmon), 2362 nucleotides long. RefSeq names its product palmitoyltransferase ZDHHC23-A-like. The coding region runs from base 485 to 1723 and encodes 412 amino acids. The transcript is spliced from 5 exons. Gene Ontology annotation, cellular component: Golgi apparatus; endoplasmic reticulum. Lineage: Eukaryota; Metazoa; Chordata; Actinopteri; Salmoniformes; Salmonidae. Gene Ontology annotation, molecular function: protein-cysteine S-palmitoyltransferase activity. The record is from RefSeq and is a predicted model, not a curated record. Gene Ontology annotation, biological process: protein targeting to membrane; peptidyl-L-cysteine S-palmitoylation.
UGCCAAUUUCAACACGGUCACCCAAACCAAUCUGGCUAACUCCUCUCAUCAAGUCUGCUCCUCUACAAUGACCGACAUGUUGCUUUCCCAUGAGGAUGAAUAAAACCUAAUCGAGCUCUCACCGCAAAAAAAGGCCGGAUUACAGCAUAUUACACUAUACAACGUUUUUGACUGAAACUGAUAUCACACCUAUCAAAGCUUGCCAGAUACCCCGGUACCACCUGGAAUUCGCGGCCACGUAAAUUCGAACUGAAGUUUUUCUAGUGUAGACGUGUCAACGGACCAUAGACUAAAACAGAUUGAAACGGAUCUUUUGUUUGACGUGGAAAAUCAGACAUAUAUUUCAAGGAAAACACAAGAUAAAUAAAACAAUUAUUGAUGUUCCUAAAACAAAGGGUCUUUAGCCAAAGCCUUCGAAGAAAAGGUGCUUUCACCGAAGAAAUCUUCAGUCCAGGACCUUCAAGUGGAUCUGUGAACAGCCAGAAUGAAAUGGGAGAAGUUUAAGCCUCCAGAGCCAGAUGAUGCCAUGUGCUGUUUUGAAUGUGAUUUGGACCCACAUGGAUGCUUCUGUGACUGUGACGACCUGGAUGAAGCUUGCAGCAGGUGGCUGAAGGGUGAGCCUCAGAAACCUGACUGUGCGUUGCCUGUGUUUGGUGCAGUGAUGGACCGGCUGAGGUUGAGACUGUUAUCAGGGGACAGGCGGGUGGAGAUCUCCAUGGUCCCAGCUUUAGUGCUGCUUCCCAUGCUACUGCGGCUGGCAGCCCUGCACUUCCUGCUGGGCCUGGUCAUUCUGACAGCCCUGCCUGGCCUGGUGCUGUGGUACUACUACGCCACACACCGGAAGAAGGGCCGCACCCUCUUUUUCCUCAGCCUGGCGCUCUUCUCCCUAGCCUACAUGUACUUCCUCUUCAUCACAGAGAUCCUACCUCGUGGGGACGUAACUCAUCUGCAGCUGGUGACCGUGACAACGGGUGUGGUUCUUACUCUUAUCUCUCUUGUGCGCACCAAGAGGGGGCCAGGCUUCGUGCAGCCUUCCCUGGCUGACACACACAGCACCAGCACCAAUCAUUGCCAACUGCCUGACAAAGACUCUGCCUCUCAGAAUGGAGUGGACCAGUCGGUGUUGCCUGCCCCCCCAGCCAGACCAGUGGGACAGCAGACACAGUCCCUGACAGCGAAGGGGGACAGGUGUCCUCUGUGCAAAGUGGUGCGUCCCCCUCGGGCGGGACAUUGCCGGAUCUGUGGAGGCUGUGUCCAGCGCCUGGACCACCACUGUAUCUGGAUUAACAGCUGUGUGGGCCAGGCUAAUCAUCGCAGCUUCCUGCUUACCCUGCUCCUCUUUCUGUUGACCUCUCUGCAUGGGGUCAGUCUGGUGCUGCGCAGCGUGUGUCCCCAACAGAACCUGCUUACCGCCCUACUCUACUGCCCUGGUGUCUACAGUCAGUACAGCUCAGCCCUGUGCUUCACCUGUGCCUGGUACAGCAGUAUUGUCACAGCAGGCCUGCUAAACCUGCUGGUGCUGCAACUUAUCAAUAUCAGCUACAAUGUGACAGAACGGGAAGCACAACUUGCACUGCGGAGGAAAAAUGGCCAGAAUCGUCCGUGUGGCCUCGUUGUCGACACAGGGGUCUACUCGCGUGGCUUCUGCCAGAACUGGGCUGAAUUCCUGGCAAUGAGAGAGCCUGUCAAUAGACCAUCCUCCGUCCUCACUGACUUGGUUUAGCCUUGGCUUAACACCAUGCCACUGCCUAAGCAGGUCAACAUUGCUGGGUUUCAACUGUGUGGCUUUAGGGACUGUGAGCUGCUCUGGAUCUCUAGGUAUUGCAACACAGAGGUGUUAAUUUUGAAUUGUUAUAUACCUCUACAUUCCAAACACUCCAGGUAGAGAAAAUAACCAUGAUCAUCCAAGUUGUCAUGGAUCUGAGACACUUAAUAAUACUAGUAAAUAUAUAAAGGGGUUCUCUGACUAAUAGGAUACGUUUUAACAAAUAUCUGUUUGAUUUUGCUGUCUCUAUCUUUUCCAAAAUGAUGUAAAGAUUCAUAACUAUGGGAGACUAAAUAGCAAUAGAUUCAUAGAAAGACGUGAGUUAGAGAACAUGUUUAAGAAACUGUAGACUACUUAUUGACAGAAUGCACCUGACCAUAAGAUUUCUUCAAAGGGAGGAAAGAUGUACAAGGUCUGCCAGACGUGACAUCCUCUCACCCACGCACACGCACGCUCUUUGUAGUUGAAGUGCUAUUAUUGUUAAGUUUUAAUGUACAUUACUUAUAUUUCAACUAUCCUUUUACUUAUAUAAGACUAAGACUCGGCUUCCUUUGUAUCUUGUUUGUUUGUCAAGCCAAUAAAGCAUAUCUUAUCUAA